AUGUACAUCAAGCAGGUUAUUAUUGAGGGUUUCAAGAGCUACAGAGAACAGAUUGCCACUGAGUCUUUCAGUCCAAAAGUUAAUUGUGUUGUUGGAGCUAAUGGAUCUGGCAAAUCAAACUUCUUUCAUGCGAUUCGUUUUGUACUAAGUGAUCUCUUUCAGAACCUGAGGAGUGAAGAUAGACAUGCACUUCUUCAUGAAGGUGCCGGGCAUCAAGUCUUAUCUGCUUUUGUGGAGAUUGUCUUUGACAAUUCUGAUAACCGCAUUCCGGUGGACAAAGAGGAAGUGCGUCUGCGUAGAACCAUCGGCGCGAAGAAGGAUGAGUAUUUCUUGGAUGGGAAGCAUAUUACGAAAACAGAAGUCAUGAACUUAUUGGAAAGUGCUGGAUUUUCUCGUUCAAACCCAUACUAUGUUGUGCAGCAAGGGAAGAUUGCAUCCUUGACGUUGAUGAAAGAUGCUGAGAGGCUGGAUUUAUUGAAGGAAAUUGGUGGCACAAGAGUUUAUGAGGAGAGACGACGUGAAAGUUUGAAAAUCAUGCAAGAAACUGGAAAUAAGAGGAAGCAAAUUAUCCAAGUUGUCCAAUAUUUGGAUGAAAGGUUAAAGGAAUUGGAUGAAGAGAAAGAGGAACUGAGGAAAUAUCAGCAGCUUGAUAAGCAGCGUAAAUCUUUGGAAUACACCAUUUAUGACAAGGAACUUCAUGAUGCUAGGCAAAAGUUGGCGGAGAUAGAUGAAGCUCGUGCGAAGGUCUCUGAAAAGUCAACGGAGAUGUACAAUACUGUGCUCGAGGCACUUGAGAGGACCAAAGAGCUUGACGAGACAUCAAAAGAUAUAGCUAAGGAAGUGCAAGGCUUAAAUAAAGAAAAAGAAGCUAUAGAAAAGCAAAGAACUGAAGCUAUGAAAAGGCAAACUGAGCUUGAGCUUGAUGUCAAAGAGUUACAGGAUAAAAUCACCAGGAAUAUCAAAUCCGAGGACAAAGCAAGGAAACAGCUUGAAAUAUUACAAAGGGAGAUUCAGGAUUCAAUGGAGGAGCUUGAAAAAAUUAGUCCUCUGUAUGAACGUCAAGUUGCAAUUGAAAAUGAGAUAACUAAAGGAAUUAUGGAGCGUGAAAAACAGCUGAGCAUUCUUUACCAGAAGCAAGGUCGUGCCACACAGUUUUCAAGUAAGGAGGCCCGAGACAAAUGGCUUCUAAAGGAAAUCGAUGAUCUUGAACGAGUUCUUUCUUCAAAUAUAGCACAGAAGCAAAAAGUUCAGAAUGAGAUUCAUCAGCUAGAUAAUCAGUUGAAGGAACAAGAGGCUUACAUUGAGGGCCGUCGAAAGGAUAUAGCGGCUCUGGAAUUCGGCAUUUCUGAAUCAAGUGAACGGUUUGCUCGUCUCAGGGCUGAGAGGGAUGAAUGGCAGGGGCAACGGAAGUCAUUAUGGGCCAAAGAAAGCGAACUUUCUGCAGAAAUUAAUAAGAAGCAAGCAAUUGUUGAGAGGGCUGAAAGGAAUCUUGAUCAUGCAACACCGGGAGAUGUUAGGAGGGGUCUCAAUUCUGUUAGGAAAAUCUGCAGAGAGUACGAUAUACCUGGGGUUUUCGGCCCUAUUAUUGAGCUGCUUGAUUGUGAUGAAAAGUUUUACACUGCCAUUGAAGUUACUGCUGGGAACAGCUUAUUCCACGUGGUGGUUGAGAAUGAUGACAUUUCCACCCAGAUUAUCAAGCACCUCAACUCCUUAAAAGGCGGACGGGUCACUUUCAUACCAUUGAACAGGGUCAAGGCUCCACAUGUAACUUAUCCCAAGAGUUCAGAUGUUGUACCUCUGCUUAAAAGAUUGAAAUUCUCACCCAACUAUACUCCUGCAUUUGCACAGGUUUUCGCCAGAACAGUGGUUUGCAAAGAUCUGGAUGUCGCCACUAGGGUUGCUCGCUCUGAUGGUCUUGAUUGUAUAACUAUGGAAGGUGAUCAAGUCAGCAAGAAAGGUGGCAUGACGGGAGGAUUUUAUGAUUACAGACGCUCAAGGUUGAAGUUUAUGAAUGAUAUUAAGCAAAAUACUCAAAUAAUCAACAUGAAAAACACGGAAUUGGAAGUUGUUCGUAAACAGCUGCAAAAGAUAGACCAGACGAUCACAGAACGAAUUGCGGAGCAGCAGAAGAUUGAGGCUGAGCAGGCUCAUGGCAAGUCAGAACUGGAACAGGUUCGGCAGGAUAUUGCAAAUGCUGAUAAGCAGAAACAGUCGAUUUUGAGGGCUAGAGCUAAGAAGGAGAAGUCACUUGCAGAUAUUCAAAAUCAGAUUGAUCAGCUUGAGGCCAGCAUUAAAAUGAAACGAGAUGAGAUGGACACUGAGUUGAUUGAUCACCUGACCCCUGAAGAAAAAGAACUUCUGUCGCGGCUCAACCCAGAAAUAACAGAUUUGAAAGAGAGGCUUAUUGCCUGCAAGACUGACCGCAUGGAUGCGGAAACGAGAAAAGCGGAGCUUGAGACUAACCUAACAACUAACCUUUCGAGGCGGAAGCAAGAGUUGGAGGCCACUGUAUCUUCUUCAGAGGUUGACGUGCUACAAAGUGAACUUGAUACAAAGAUGCAGGAACUUGAAGAAGUAAGAGAAUCUGUUGAGAAAGUGGCAGAGGAAGUGAAAUGUGUUGGUCAAGUUAUUGAGGAGAAAAACAAAGAACUCAAGCGGCAGAAAGACGAAAUCAAUAGGUUUAAGAACUUAGAAGACAACUAUCAGAGAACACUUCAAGAUGAAGCUAAAGAACUCGAUCAACUCGUCAGCCGGAAAAAUUCUAUUCUUGCCAGACAGGAAGAAUUCUCACAGAAAAUCAGGAACUUGGGCCCGUUAUCAUCUGAUGCUUUUGAAAUGUAUAAGAGGAGGAGCAUCAAGGAAUUGCAGAAAAUGUUGCACAGGUGCAACGAGCAACUUCAACAGUUCAGUCAUGUAAACAAGAAAGCACUUGAUCAAUACGUAAAUUUCACUGAGCAGAGGGAGGAGCUCCAGAAGAGACAAGCUGAACUAGAUGCAGGGGAUGAAAAAAUUAAGGAGCUCAUAUCUGUAUUGGACCAACGGAAGGAUGAAUCAAUUGAGCGUACUUUUAAAGGUGUUGCGAGGCAUUUCCGAGAAGUUUUCUCUGAGCUUGUACAAGGCGGCCACGGCCAUCUGGUUAUGAUGAAGAAAAAGGAUGGUGAACCUGCUGACGAUGACGAUGAGGAUGGACCUCGAGAAGCGGAUAUGGAGGGAAGGGUUGAGAAAUACAUUGGUGUGAAAGUCAAGGUUUCUUUCACGGGGCAAGGAGAGACCCAAUCGAUGAAGCAAUUAUCUGGUGGUCAGAAAACUGUGGUGGCUCUGACGCUGAUAUUCGCUAUACAGAGAUGUGACCCUGCUCCAUUCUAUCUCUUCGAUGAGAUCGAUGCUGCACUAGACCCUCAGUACAGAACAGCUGUUGGAAAUAUGAUUCGCCGACUUGCAGACACGUCGAAUACCCAGUUCAUAACAACCACUUUCCGACCUGAGCUAGUUAAGGUUGCUGACCAGAUUUACGGGGUGACCCACAAGAACCGAGUGAGCCGUGUCAAUGUUGUUUCCAGGGAUGAUGCCUUGGACUUCAUUGAGCACGAUCAAUCCUAUAAUGCUGAAUAAGGUUGAGGUAGCAUUGGAUAAUCGGGUGCUUCAGGAUAUCCAUCUUGGUAUCAAAGUUUGCGCGACUGAUGAUCUAGGCUGUACGUGGAAUCUAACAGUUCGUGUUCCCGAGUACUUAUUGUCGAAUCAAUGGCUGUACAGUGUCGAUAAUACCUAUUAGGCUAUUACUGUAGAAAACGUACUAAUAUGCUAUAACAUUAUUGCUGCUUUGCCUUUCGUCUUGGAAACAGGAAAUGUUCGAACCCUCAACUUCCAUAUUCUCAGUUCUUUGGUUUCGGUAGUCUUGUAAGUCUCGACCCUCUUCUGGGAACAAAUACACCUAAAUUUCCGGGAGCCGUUACAAAA
Molecule: messenger RNA, 3957 nt
Organism: Punica granatum (pomegranate)
Lineage: Eukaryota; Viridiplantae; Streptophyta; Magnoliopsida; Myrtales; Lythraceae
Source: RefSeq, a predicted model, not a curated record